UUCUUAUAGCACAUUCUAAACGAGGAAAGCUGUUUAGGCUCAAAUUGUAGCAUUUAGGCACCAUUACCUAACCUUCUUGGGUUCUUCGCAUCACCCUCCCCAAGCCUUCAACGCCAAAGUUCACCGCCCCACAAACAAUCUCAACUUUCAUCAUAUACCUAUUUAUCUUUAAAUUGUUUCUUUGAUUUGUAGUCACACCUACCAAUUUCUCAUGACUUCGUCUGUGUCACCCUCCAAUUCUGUCGAUUCAAUUUGAUUUGAUUAGUCAAAAUUCUUCCAAAGUAUGAGUUCGUUAGUGGGUUCAUCAGUUUACCCUCUAAAUUCCCGGAAUGUAUCUUAUCUCUCGACUGGGAAUCGUACAUCUCGCAAAAAAGUUGAUACUUCCUCGAUCUACACAAGAAAAUUCGUCUGUUGUAGUAUGGCUCCGCAGAAUUUGAAGCCCGCUGAUGAAUUUCGUCCCUCCAAAUUCAACCAGGAUUCGUCUUUGAAUUUGUUUACAGAAGAUUUGGAUGAGACAGAUGUGCUUAUCGAAUGUAAAGAUGUUUACAAGUCAUUUGGGGAGAAACACAUAUUAAGUGGUGUAAAUUUUAAGAUUAAGUAUGGGGAAGCAGUUGGAAUCAUUGGGCCUUCUGGCACUGGGAAAUCUACUAUUUUAAAGAUCAUUGCAGGGCUCCUUACUCCCGAUAAGGGGGAAGUUUACAUUCGAGGAAGAAGAAGACAUGGAUUAAUAAGUGAUGAUGACAUGUCCGGCCUUCGAAUUGGGCUGGUAUUUCAAAGUGCAGCACUUUUUGAUUCUUUAACAGUUCGGGAAAAUGUUGGUUUCCUUUUAUAUGAACAUUCAAGAAUGCCCAGAGAUAAGAUUCAAGAACUUGUUGCAGAAACCUUGGCUGCAGUUGGGUUAAAGGAUGUUGAGGACAGGAUGCCAUCUGAGUUGUCUGGAGGGAUGAAAAAAAGAGUGGCUUUAGCAAGGUCUAUAAUAAAUGAUACAACAAAAACCACAAUUGAACCUGAGGUGCUCUUGUAUGACGAACCAACCGCGGGGCUUGAUCCCAUCGCAUCUACCGUAGUUGAAGAUUUGAUCCGGUCCGUUCAUUGCAAAGGUAACGAUGCACUCGGGAAACCUGGGAAGAUCGCGUCUUAUGUUGUUGUAACUCACCAACACAGUACCAUUAGAAGAGCCGUUGACAGGUUGGUUUUUCUUCAUGAGGGAAAGGUUGUAUGGGAAGGAAUGACUCAUGAAUUCACUUCAUCUGCUAAUCCAAUUGUUCAGCAGUUUGCCUCAGGGAAUUUGGAUGGGCCUAUUAGGUACUAAACCAUAAUGCAAAGAUUAUGUUAAAGAAAACUUUAAAGAAAGUCAACGGAUCCCGUAAAAAGUCAAAAUUUGAACAAAGUAGAUACCAAUUUGAGGUGAUCCCAAUUCGAGCUUUUUGCACAAGUGUUUGGUUGGAAAUAGGAAUUGCAUUCUUUUUGCUAGCGGCUUCUAAAGUAAAUGCUCAUAUUGAUGUUAGAUUUUAGUUAACACUUGUUAAAAAUGUAUUCUUGGUUUAUAUGUUUAAAUGAAUAAUGAAAGUUAAAGGUACUAGAAAAGUAUAAAAUGGACAUGAACCAUGCAAAAAAAGUUUGAUUGAAGUCGGUUCAAAGAAACCUUGGUCCGGUUUACUAUAGA
Molecule: messenger RNA, 1666 nt
Organism: Lactuca sativa (garden lettuce)
Lineage: Eukaryota; Viridiplantae; Streptophyta; Magnoliopsida; Asterales; Asteraceae
Gene: ABCI13
Product: non-intrinsic ABC protein 11
Molecular function (GO): ATP hydrolysis activity; ATP binding
Source: RefSeq, a predicted model, not a curated record